Messenger RNA from Vespula pensylvanica (western yellowjacket), 2710 nucleotides. RefSeq names its product tetratricopeptide repeat protein 19 homolog, mitochondrial (gene Ttc19). Gene Ontology annotation, molecular function: protein binding. The transcript is spliced from 4 exons. Gene Ontology annotation, cellular component: mitochondrial inner membrane. Gene Ontology annotation, biological process: mitochondrial respiratory chain complex III assembly. NCBI's taxonomy places the organism in Eukaryota, Metazoa, Arthropoda, Insecta, Hymenoptera, Vespidae. The record is from RefSeq and is a predicted model, not a curated record. Bases 348 to 1445 code for a protein of 365 amino acids.
UGAUUGCAAUGUUCUGUAUUAUAACUGAUAAGUAUAAUAUACAUUUUUAAUUUCAAGUCGGUGAAAUGAUUCCUUGAUAUAUAUAAUUUGCCAUAUUAUAAAUGUUUCAUGAAGUACAUUAAAGACACAGUUAUAAAAGAAUAAUAUAAAUAAUAUGAUUACAUAAUUCACUAACUAUAAAAAGUCAUGGAAUUUGUUAAUGACAUUGAUUUAUUAAUACUAAUGAUUUACGGGUUUCGAUAUCAUACUAAUAUUUAUAUGGGUGAUUAUUGAAUAAUAAUAAAGCUAGGUGUUACUGAUUAUGGUAAAACAAAAUUACUUUUAAAGUGUAAAUAGAUCUUUUAUAAAUGAGUUUUUGUAUCAAUGUUACAAUGGCAAUAUAUUAUAGACGAAUGAUGCUUAAUGUGUCACGCCUGGUGGGAAGGCAUAUAAAAUUAAAUAAUAAUUUAAAAACUAAUAUACCGAUAGUUUCUUAUGGUCUACCUGUCAAUAACUUCAAAUUUCAAUAUUUAUAUGAAUCAAGUAAUAGAAGUUAUAAUAACAAUAAUAAAAAUGAUAAUACAACUUAUUACUAUUUUCUUUUAAGUAGUCUAUUUGGUUUUUUUAAUUUUAAAGAAGAAGAUGGAGAAGAAAUUUCAGAACUUAUUAUAACAAUUAAACGAUCAAUAUUAUCAAUACAGAGAAACGAAUUUAAAAAAGCAGAACAGAUGUUACAUGUUGCUUUGAGACAAGCUCAGGCUUUACAGAAUCAGAAUGCUAUUACUUACAUUUAUGAUUUGAUGGCUAAUCUUGCAUUUGAGACUAAACAGUUAAAGAAAGCAGAAACUUUAUUUCUGUUGGUUUUAGAAAGAUUAUUAUCCAAUGGCGUGACAGAAAAUGAUUUGAAAGUCAUACAUAUUAGUUUAAAAUUAGCAAAUAUAUAUGAGCAAACAGGAGAUAUGGAAAAAGCGGAGACUGGUUAUAAAUACUGUUUGGAAAAUGUACAAAUUUAUGUAGAUAAUAAUCCUAAAGAUGAAAAUGUAUUAAUAUUAUUGGCUAUGAUUUAUGAUUGGUAUGCACAAAUGCUUCUUUCUCAAGCAAGAUAUGCAGAUGCUUUUAAAUACUUUGAACAAUCUUAUAACUUAUGUGUUAAAGUAAAUGGUAGAGAACACGAGCAAACAGUGAAUCUACUUAAUUAUUUAGGCACUGUAAGUUACAAGAUGGAAGAAUAUGAUAAAGCAAUUGAAUAUUUAACUACUGCUACACAAAUAGGAAGAUCUUUGCCAGAUAUGACUCAUAUAGCUUCAGUUCAUAUUAAUUUAGGGAAUGUUUAUUUAAAAAAAGGUUUAUAUCUUAAUGCAAAGAAAGCUUGCUACGAAGGUCAAAGAAUAGCUAAAAAUAAAGAGGAUGAAGAAUCUCUAGUAGAAGCUAAUAAAUGUCUUGAUGACAUAAAGAAAUUAUUAUAAUCAUAAUUAAUAUUACUUUAAAAGGAGUUAAUGUUAUAUUAUAAAAAUUAUAUAAAAUUUAUAAAAGGAUGAUAUAAAAAAACGAUAAAAAUAAUAAAAAGUAGGAACAACUAUUAUUUUUAUCCAAGAGAACUUUAAUUCUAUUAAUAUUAGAUUAAAUGUUCUAUUCUAUUUUUGUAACUGUAAUAUUUAUUACAUUUACUUUUAAUCAUUAUAUAAUAUAAUCCAAAAUGUAUGUGAGAGAAAGUAACGUUUGAAUAUCUUAAUUAUUCUUCGAUCAUAAAAAUAUAACAGAAGUUAAAGUAAAAUAUUUUUCUACUUUACAAUUUUAAUUCCUAUUAUUUGCGUACGUUUAAAUACAAUAUAUCGCAAAGAAAUUUUGUUAAUUUCUUAUAUAAUAUUUAAAAGUAUCUAUAUCUAAUUAAAUAUUUGAGGUACAAUUUUUAAUCUAACAAUUCUACAAAUUUGUCAAUAUUACUUAAUCUACCAAUGUAAUUGAAUAAUAUAUAAAAGUAUCUGAAUACGCUUCGUACAAUUAAUUCUUCAUUUCGUUUAUUGCAUGCAACUCGGGAGAUACAUAAUUUAUUUGUAAGGAUUGCAAAUGAUAAAAUGACGGAAUGAAAAAUUUCAAUAAAAAAUGUUAAUUAUAAUACGUUACACAGAGGUCUAUUUUUAAAUACAAUAUAUUACAGAGAAACACACAAUUAUAAUUUAUUGUUAUUAAUAUUAUAUCUAUCAUAUUAUAGUUAUCUUAAAAGUAUUUCUAUUAUUAAUAUUAUUAUUAUUAUUAUUAUCAGUAUUAAUAUUAUUAUUACUAUUAUUAUUAAUAUUAUUUUUUAUUAUUAUUAUUGUUUCUGUAGUUGUUAACAUAUGCCGACCUUAAUGAAUUGAAUAUGUAAGGUAGCACGAAAAAUAUGUAACGGGAGACUAAUGUUGCUGCAUUUUUAUAAGAACAGCUUCAUCAUCAAUUAUUAUAUUAAUCUCCAGUACCUGUGCAACAGUAACUGUGAUAUCGGUAAUAAAUAGUUAACAUAGGGAUAAAUAUUACGCUACCGCGGCAGUGUGCUUCCUGGAUUUUGGGUAAGGGGCUUUUAUCCUCUAAUUAUCAGGACUAUAUCAACUAAUAUUCUACAGAUAGACCCCUUUCCACUAACCCAAAUUGUUGUAUUAUCUACUUACUGAAAAUCGUAUCAAUAAGCAGCAUGUAUAUGUAAAAUUAUUGUUUUUGAUAAAAGGUGGUGACAUGUUGAAUUUAUUUUAUAACA